Molecule: messenger RNA, 1222 nt
Organism: Neltuma alba
Lineage: Eukaryota; Viridiplantae; Streptophyta; Magnoliopsida; Fabales; Fabaceae
Exons: 1
Coding region: 49-942 (297 amino acids)
Source: RefSeq, a predicted model, not a curated record
GGAAAAUUCCUGCUUUUUCUUUACCCAGUUGAAUCUUCCUUUCGAAGGAUGGAUCUUUUUGUGAACCCAUCUUCGCUGAAAUCGAACAGAUUUGAAACAGCUAUAUGGGCAUCCAAGCUUGUGCUUAUGUCCAUGGGGAUUCUGUCCACUCUGGUUUUGUUUAAAGUGACUGUAAUCCCAUUUACAUUUAACCUCGUCGUCUCCAUUGUUCCUCGUCUUUGGGCUUCUGCAAGAACCUUACUUUCGCCACCGUUCGUUUACGUCAUCGUCAACUUCAUCAUUAUCACCAUUGUUGCGUCCUCCAACUUCCACCACAAAAGCACACCCUAUUCUGAUUCCCCACCCGAUGAUCCCAAGCACACAACGAUCUCCGCCGCCAUUUCAGAACACGAUGUUUCCGAUACCACCCACCAACCCGUGCCAGAAAACCAAACCAAUGAGCCGAAUGAAGAACAAGGAGACGACGACGACGACGAAAGAACAAACGUUAAAGACUCUGUUUUGUCUCCGGUGGACCCAUCAUCGGGAAAGAACGUAAGCAAGGAAUUCCCGCCGGAUUCUGAUGACUCGCUUGAUGGUACGUGGAGGGCAAUUAUGGAGGGGCAACGGAAGACGGCGACGCCGAUGCUUAAGAAAAGCGACACUUGGACUGCGACGAUCAGGAAAGCAGAGCCAUUGUUAGUCCGAGGAGAUGGCAAGGCAGAGGACGGCGGCGGCGGCGACGACGACGACGACGAUCCAGCGGCAUGGGCUAAGAAGGAAUUGAGAAAAUCAGAAACUUUCAACGAUACGGCGUCGUUGAGGAGAGAGAAAUCGAUGAGCCCGGAAGAACUGUAUAAGAGAGCAGAAGCUUUCAUCAAGAACUUCAAUCGCCAAAUGAGAUUGCAGAGGCUGGAAUCUUACCAGCGUUUCAUGGAACGGAUCAACGGAGUUUCUAAUUAAUCAAUAAUUAAUGUGGUUAAUCUUUCUUCCUUCUGAAAAAUUAACCAAAUUUGAGAGUCUUUUUAGAAGUUUAUCCACCUUUUGUAGGUACAUAUUCUGAGUUUGUGUUUGAGUUUUAGUUCUAUUUUCUCACUGCAUUGUCAAUUCUAUCUGUUCAGUAGAAUUACUCGCAAUGCAUGUUAUUCCGUAAUCUCUGUACCAGAAGAGACCUCUUCCCAAUUAGUAUUAAUCAUGUGGAAUCUUUCUAUGUAUAAAAUUCUAGAUUAAAUAUUGUUUAUCU